Soboliphyme baturini is the source of this 1809-nucleotide messenger RNA. Lineage: Eukaryota; Metazoa; Nematoda; Enoplea; Dioctophymatida; Soboliphymatidae. The record is from the annotation of a GenBank genome assembly.
AUGAUCCCGACGCUGUUGACGCUCGCAUCGCUGUUCUCCAGUAAACUCGAGAUCUAUUCCAACGAGAUGUUCCCGACUACGAAGGAUAUGCACGGCAAGCUAGAAGAUAUCUCCAAAGAGUACUUCGACUUCAUCAUCGUUGGUACCGGAUUUACGGGCAGUUUCUUGGCUCAGCGACUAUCGGCUGAAGGCUGUAAUCGCAUCCUGGUCAUUGAAGCGGGUGACGUGCCGUCGUUCGACUCCUCGAUUCCAUUCGUCGAAAUCGGCGGCCUCAAGAAAACCGUCUGGGAUUACUUAUCAGUACCGCAAAAAUCUUCAGGUUUCGCCAUGAAAAACAAGCAAAUCCGAAUGAAAAUUCCAAAAGUUCUUGGAGGCGGAAGCAUUCUGGAAACCGGUGCUUACAUUCCGGCAAAUUUGGCUGACUUCGAGCACUGGUCACAGCUUGGCCUCAAGGGUUGGGAGAGUAUGCAGCGCUAUUCAUUUCGACUCAGUUCAAGCAGCAGCCACAGCAGCAUCGAUGCGAUCACCGGCAUCACCGAUAAGGAGCUGCUGCACAUGUUCUACAAGAGGGGCCCCCAGCAGGUGCUGAAGCCUCUGAAGUACCUAUGGCUGAGGGCUGCAGCAAACCAUGAGCAGACGAUCCUCGGCGACGAAUCGAAGGCACUGAAGAGCGGCGGAUACUUCUUACCUCAAACUCUCACCUACCAUGGCAGCAAGCUUAAUCCGGCAGCAGUAUAUCUGGGCAAGAGCCGGUCAAACGUGGUUAUAUUGUGCCGUGUAGAAGCUUAUUCCUUGAUCUUUUCACCUAACAGCAUCAACCAGGUCAUCGGCGUUCGCAUACGAGACCAAAUCUCAGGACAGAUAUUUAGUGUCAAAGCGCGUCAUGAGGUGAUUCUUGCAGGAGGUGGCAUCGGCUCGCCGAAAGUCCUAAUUCAGUCCGGAAUCGGACCAGCUGAUCAUCUGAAAUCUCUGAAGGCAAGCUUUGCCUUAAGACUACAUGUGUCACUGUACAUUAAAGUGAACAAGCUGGUCACCCAGGCGCUACUGGAGGAAAUCGACGACAAAAUGACACUGCAAAGUUACCUGGAAUCCGGCAGAGGGCUGCUGGCUAAUUCCAGCAUCAUUGGAAUAGCGUAUAUAAAAUCUGAUCCGGCGCUUCAACAUCCAGAUGUAAUGCUCCAGCUAAAGCCAUCCGGCCUAGUAGGACUCAAGAAAAUGCUGCAAGAAGAAAACCUCUUUUCUGAUUACGAAAGGUUACUGGACCCGACCGGCAGCCUAAAGAACAACUUAUUCUUGGAAAUGGUCGUUACGGAGUUGCGUCCAUUGUCACUCGGAACCAUGUGGCUUUGGAGACACAGCAACAACUCAUUUACACCAAGGGUAAAUCCGAGCUACCUAAAUGACCGCCGGGAUGUCAUGGUGCUUCUGCGAGGCAUACAAGAGGUGGAACAGUUAGUGAUGACGCCGAUCAUGAAACAGGUAGGGGCCGAGAUUCUCUACCCGUUUCUACCCAAGUGUCCGACACCUGAGUUUCCCGCUUCGAAUGCCUACUUGGAAUGCCUCCUGAAACACGUUGUAACCAGAGAACCUCAAGUGAGUCAGUUGACGGAAGGAAUGCCACGUGUCAUGCCACCUGUUUCGACGGAUAUUACGUUCGUUACUUAUAGAGUGAUCGGUAUGAGUGGGAUUCGGGUUGUUGACGAAUCGGUGUUUCCAGACUCCAUCACCGGUGGAUUGCCGGCGACUCUGCUUGCCCUAGCGAAUAAAGCGGCCGAAAUAAUCGCGGAAGAAAAUCACCUCUCUUGCUGA